Molecule: messenger RNA, 1770 nt
Organism: Didymodactylos carnosus
Lineage: Eukaryota; Metazoa; Rotifera; Eurotatoria; Philodinida; Philodinidae
Source: the annotation of a GenBank genome assembly
AAUUUGAAGUUUUUUUAUUUUUUGCAGAUCAACCGAAAAUUAUAAAAGACUUCUAACUCCAUAAUGGAAGGUCGUAGAGGCUUGAGGAGAGGUCUCAUUUUGUAGAGCAUUGUGCACUCUAUACGACCAGGACCUCUUCUUAAAAUCGAAUUUUUAUCCGAAAAGAGAGGUGGGAUACCCUUAAUUCAGUUGCUUUGCUUAUUUAGCUGAAGAUAUGAAUAUUGCUCCGUUAAAAUGAUCAUGUCGAAAAAAUUGCCAAAAAAUCUCAAAAAGUCUUAAAACUGUCUAAGUUUUCGUAACAUUUUGGACGUUUUUAAGUAUUCAUGUAGAAAUUUGAGAGUUCUUUAUAUUUUUCGGCAAUUUCUUUUCAAAAUAAAUGUGACUUCUUGUACUUUUCAUGUUUAGGAAAUAUAUCGCAAUAUUUUAAUAAAAUUAAUACAUUGACCUGUCAUUUACAUGAUCAUUAUCCAAAAAUUUAUGAAGAAUUUGGCAGUUUGUCAUCGACAAGCAUCUUUCCGUUCGAAGAUUUCAUUGGUUAUAUUGGCGACGGUCAUUAUGGCUCUCGCAACAUAGCAGAGCAGCUUAUUUUUUACUACUCAAUCGAUUUUUUCGUAAAUAAUGCCGUUGACAAUCGACAAGACAGUUUUAUAGAUCCUGACUCAUAUGAAAUGAUUGACAUUGUUAAUGUGGAUAAACAUGACAAGCGUAUUAUACUCCAUCAUAAUUCUGUGUGUGAUUGUCAUGAUGUACGUAAUUGUGUUGUUGUCGGAUCACGUUUCAUCAUCCACAGUAACAUGUUCCACUCUUUAUUGUACAAGAAGCGUCAGAAAACAAACAGCUAUUUUGUAAUAGCUAGACUCAAAACUAAUUUAAUCUUCGGAAAAAUUCUAUUUUUCUACUUAAUCAAGGAUCACGAUUCCUUCGCUUUAACUCAGUGACAUGAAGAAAUUCAUACUUUUUCUGAUUUUUUUAAAGAUACGCCGUUUUAUUCGUUACUUCGAAAACCUUCGGCUAUGUUUUUUUAUGUACUACAUAAGUGUCCUUUGGAUACUAACCUUUCUGUACCCGUUUCUUCAAUCACAGGCCAUUGUAUAGUCUUUGAAAAUGAGAAUUCACUCAUUGUAACUAAUGUAUCCCGAUUAGAUGAACAUGAUUAAUUAUUAUUUGGAGAAUAAAUUGUGAUAAUAAACUUAACGAGUUUUACACACAUCUGCCUAACUUUAUAGCUCCAGCCUUCCAAAACUAGAAAAAGAGGUUGGCGAACUUAUAUAUCAUAAUACACUUAGCUUUCGUCGACAUACUUACCAGAUCUCUUAUCCUAGACAUACAAAUAGAUGUUUUUUUCUGGUGUAUACUUUCAGAUUAAUUAUACCUGACAUUAUGGCUACUGGUGAUACUGAACGUUCUAGACGGGCUGCUAAGCCACCCGCUAUUUACACGCCGGAUGAUUCCUUUUUAUGUGUUAUGGAUGCGCAAAAUCCGACUGAUUACACAUGUAUACAUAAUAGUAUUAUUGCAAAAUCAAGUGGAAAACGAGUUCUGGUGAAAGAUGGGAAUACAAUGUCGGAAAAGAUCAUUAUAGCCAGAGACUCUGAAUCGGCUAUGACAAAAAAAGCUCAAGUACUCAGUCGUGUUGCUUCACAACCAUUGGAAGAAGAAGUAAGUGGAGACGAUAACGAUGGCAAUAGUGGUCGUAGAAGUGGAAGUGGUGCUAUCAUGUCAAACUUCUCUUCUUUGCUACAAAAACCCGAAUAUAAUCCAAAGUUUUAA